Plutella xylostella (diamondback moth) is the source of this 8532-nucleotide messenger RNA. The record is from RefSeq and is a predicted model, not a curated record. NCBI's taxonomy places the organism in Eukaryota, Metazoa, Arthropoda, Insecta, Lepidoptera, Plutellidae.
UAAUGUUGGCAGCAUUGAUUAGUAAGAAGAAAGAAGCGACUUGUGUCAAGAUUAUUGCAUUUUCUUCCAAAAAAAUCUUCUAAAGUGAAAUAAAAUGUAGAAUGUAUAUUUUUUCAAUACUAGGCACUGUACUGGUGUAAACUAUUCCCUCAGUUUUUCAUUAAUUUCUUCGCUACAAACAAGGCCCUUCAGAUUUAGUGUUACCUCCAGGUUGAACAAGUGAUGUGAUGUUGAACUCUACUAUGAUUGUAAAUCUGUGCUACAUCUUGGACCUCUGUGUGUAGUUAAGACCUAAAAUGGCUAAAAAGUCAGAGGGAACUGGGGGCAAGCUGGUCACAGUCUCAAUUGUUGGAUUAUCUGGCACAGAGAAGGAGAAAGGGCAGCUGGGUGUGGGCAAGUCAUGCCUCUGCAACCGGUUCGUGAGGACUCACGCCGACGACUACAAUGUAGAUCAUAUAUCGGUUUUGAGCCAGUCGGACUUCAGCGGGCGCGUGGUGAACAACGAGCACUUCCUGUACUGGGGCAGCGUGAGCCGGCAGCACGACGACUCGGAGUGGCGGUUCGAGGUGCUGGAGCAGACCGAGUUUGUGGACGACGCGUGCUUCCAGCCGUUUAGAGUGAGCAAAACGGACGCAUACGUCAAACGCUGCGUAUCCACGAAGAUCCAAUCAGCCGAGAAGCUGAUGUACGUGUGCAAGAACCAGCUCGGCAUAGAGAAGGAAUAUGAACAGCGGCUGAUGCCUGAUGGGAAGCUGUCCGUGGACGGGUUCCUAUGUGUCUACGAUGUUAGUCUGGUGCCGGGGCGGUCUUGGGAGAAGCAGAACGAAACGCUAGCGGCAAUCCUCCAAAGCAUCAUCAAGUUGAAGAAGCCAGUGGUCCUGGUCACCUCUAAGAACGACGAGGCUUGCGAACAAGGCGUCAGGGAAGCUGAGAGACUGGUUCAAAGGAAGGAGUUCAAGGGGUGCAUACCGAUAGUCGAGACGUCGAGCCAUGACAAUGUCAAUGUGGAACAGGCGUUUAUAUUGUUGGCGCAGAUGGUCGAUAAAGCGAAGGCUAGGAUUAAGGUGGCGAACUACGCAGAAGCAUUACGAAUAAGAAGGGAGACGCUAGAUUUCGUCACGGAAGCCUUCACUCAGCUUAUAAGGAUACAUGUGCAGGAUCACAGGGAGGUGUGGUCUACAGUGAGCAAGAGGCUAUGUAAUUACGCAGAAUGGACCAAAUUCGUCCAACAAUUUGGAAAUGACGGAACUCAAGUGGUGUUCCGUCGUCACAUCAGAAGGUUGAAAGAAGAACGAUCCAAUAAGAAACUGCGCAAACAGUUGUCCAAACUACCGCAGAUAUUGUCCCGGAUGCAACUGCCUACUGAGGAUCUGCAGGAGAACGACUGGCCAAUGGUGGUCCGCCAACUUCGCUCCCACCGCGACUUCUCUGUCUACUUCCGCUCGGGCGGCGGCGGGUCCGGCUCGGACGCGCGCUCGGACGGGGAGAGCCCGCUCGGCGCCGACAGCACGCUGCCCAUGGGCGAGCGGCCCCGCUACCAGACGCUGGGCGAAUCACAGAAGAUACCGUACGAAAUAUUGGAGACCAACGAGGCAGCCUCCGUGUUCAAGUCAUAUCUUCAAGAGGCACAGGAGGAGCAGAGGAAUUAUGAAUGGUGCCAACAAUUCAAGCGCCUCCUCGAAGAGACCGGCUGUGUCACCCCCGGCAAACCCCUCUCCGAACUGCGCGUGCUGUUCAUGGGGCGGGAGUGCUUCGAGGCGCUGUCGGAGCCGCAGCAGCAGCGCGUGUACGAGCAGCACCAGGCGCGCAUGCGCAGGGACUGCGCCAACAACCUGCAGGAGCUGCUACUAGAGCACGCGGAUCUGUUCUACCAUUUCAAGAGCAUAUCCCCGUCGGGCACCAUCACGCAGGAGGACAUCAAGCAGAUUACUGACGUGUUGCAGGAGGACUUUAGAUACAAGAUGCUGGACCGGCUGGAGCAGGACCGCAAGCUGAUGCUGUUCCAGCACCUCGGCUUCGUGCACUGCCCCAUGCGCGAGCACUGCCCCGCCCAAGCCAACUGUCUGGACUCCACUCUGCCCGUCAUAUUGAACACUAAAGUCGGUUCUCUGACGUCGACGGGCGAGUCCCAAGGCCUAGCGGGCCCGCCGGCCGCGCCCUGGGCGCUCACCACCGACUCCAACCAGAUCAAAGUCAUCAUACUCGGCUUGGAAGGAGUAGCCAACGAGUUCGGCUCCCGUCUCUUAGCCGGUUGCGAUGCCGCCCAAUGCUGUCGCGCGCUCGGCGGCAGCUGGCGCGUGACUAUGCGCGUGCGCACCGACCACGCGGCUGAUGAUAAUCAGAGCAACGGCUACUUCUGCGUGUAUCAGGAUCAAGAUUCGUUCGAGUUCAUUCGAGCAUGCGCAGAGAAGACCCUGCUCUCGAGUCUGGAGCAGGAGGACAAACUGCCUUUCCAGGGGCUCCCAUUGGUUGUGAUGUUCAUACAAGACGAGGGCAUGGACAAGAAGGAGAUGAUGCGGCUUCAGGAGGAGGGACAGAACUUGGCGGAGAAUCUCCACGGCUCAUACAUGGAUGCGUCGAUCACGGAGCUUGGCACCGAAGCUCUCACGUCUGACGCGAUACAGGAGAUGAUCCGCGCCAACCGCGACAAGGCGUCAUACGCGCAUCUGUAUCGCGACGUCAUCGUGUGCUUCGACUCUGAUAUAAGAAUAAUGGUGUGCAUGUUCUGCGACGACCCGUAUUCCCCGGAGCGCGUGCUGAGCCCGCUGCUGUCGCACCGCGCGUGCUUCCUCACCGGCGACCGCUCCGUCGUGCUGGAGACCUUCCUCGGCGACUCCAAGCGGAAGGUGGAGGUUAUAAUAUCAAGUUUCCACGGCGCGAAUCAGUUCAGAGAAGAAUUGAUUCACGGGUUCAUACUCAUCUACUCGGCUAAAAGAAAAGCUAGUUUAGCCACCCUCAACGCAUUCUCAAUGAACAUACCUCACCUGCCCAUACAAAUGGUGUGCGUGACGGAGGGCGAGGGCUCCGCCGCCAGCCUGUUCUUCGGCACCGACGUCGGGAGGGACCUCAUCACUGAAGGGAACGCCACUGCCGACCGACUGGCGGCGCACUUCACCACUUAUAGCGCCACUAGCAAUACUAAAACGGCAUUCUACACCCCCUUCUUCAAAGAGGUAUGGGAGAAGAAGGGCGAGAUCGAGCGCGCGUUCCGUCUGGAGCAGCCGCACAGCCUGCCCGACGUGGCGCACCCUCCGCACAGCCUGCCCGACGUGGCGCACGCCAGGCCGGAGCCCCCGCCCAGGAACCACUCUUAUCAUCUUAACCAUGGCAGGGAGCACAAGCUGACGAAUUCCCUCGACCUGCUGAUCGGACCGGACUCUCGCGCGGACAUCGACUCUGAGUACAGCGAUACCAUGAACAACUCCAAGAAUAGAGGCUUUCUGAAAGGAUUCAGUGUAUACCCCCCGCCGAGCACGCCCCCCGAGCCCGCGCCCCCCGACCACAGGAUGCACCCGGAUCUCUCGCCUGAUCUCAACUGUUCGGAGGAAUCGCUGAGCACACACGAAUCAGAUGGCGGCGGCAUGUGGCAGGGGGCUCGCUACGGCCAGCGCGCGGCCACCACCGCCCGCCCGCGCCCGCACCCGCCCCCGCCGCGGCUGCGACACUCGCAGACCCUCAAGCAACCGGGCAAGCUGGACAUGAACAACUACACGAUGGUGAGCGACGCGCUGCAACACAUCACCAUCGGCGCGCCGCAUUCCGCCACUAGGGAGAGAAAGUCGACCCGCUCCGGCUGGUCGCAGUCCGGGCUGCAGCACCACCACCACCCGUCCGGCGUCAGCUCCGAGACCGAGCUGGACGCGCAGUACGCACAGAUUAAAGAAACCAACGAAUACAUGGAAGCGCCGUCGAUGCGGCCGCGCCGGCAUCGGAGGCACGACAAGACGCCACUGCACCAACCUUCAUUCUCGGAGACAGACAGUUCAGGCUCCAGCUCGGCCUCAGGCGGCGGCGUCGCGCGCCUGCACCCGCGCCGCCGCACGCACGCCUCCAGGCACUAUAAGAAGAGGUCGUUGGGCAACUUGGUGGCAGUGCAGAGCCCCCGUGUGCCCAAGCUGGGCAUGUUCGUGGGCCCGCCUGAGCUGCCCACAGGAUACCGGGCACGGGCACAGGAUGAAAAAGCAGGCAGCGAAUCCAGUGAGGGUAGUUCAGACAACGAGUCGGGCAGAAGGCCGCGCCCGCUGCCGCCGCCGCCGCAUCAAGAGGCCACGCAUAAGAUUCUCGCCGGUGAAUACCCGUCCUCUGCGCAGGAUAACUCGUCAUCUAGCGCGCCCGACACCAGGCGGCGCCACCAGCCCUUCACCAAGCACGACCGGAGACAUAAGGAUUUCUCGAAGAGCAAGGACUCAAAGAAAAACUCAUCACAGCAAGCUAUUACCAAUUCAAUACAAAAUUGGGGACCUCAGGGUCCCCACGGCGUGCCGCUAUUCGUCGAAAAGUGUGUGUCAUUCAUCGAGCGCGAGGGCCUGUCGUCGGAGGGACUGUACCGCGUGCCCGGGAACAGGGCGCACGUCGACAUGCUCUUCACCAAGUUCUACGAAGACCCCAACAUCGACUUGUGCGCGCUGGACGUGCCCGUGAACGCGGUGGCGACGGCGCUCAAAGACUUUUUCUCGAAGCGCCUGCCGCCGCUGUUGGACGAGGCGAGCAUGGCGCAGCUCGAGGACAUCGCCGCGAUGCGCGGCUGCAUGGCGGGCGGCGUGGAGCUGAAGGACCGCAGCUGGAGGCUCCUGGCGCUGCGCAAGCUGCUGGCCACCGCGCCCAGCGCCCCCGCGCGCGCCACGCUCGACUACCUGUUCCGACACUUCACCAGGGUAGCGGAAAACUCCAAGCUCAACUCAAUGGACAGCAAGAACCUGGCCAUAUGCUGGUGGCCGACCCUCCUUCCGGUCCAGUUCUCAGACAUGGGCCGGUUCGAGAUGACGCGGCCAUACCUCGAGGACAUAGUGCAGACGAUGAUCGACCAGCACCCCUUCCUGUUUAGGGGGCAGGAGGCCAUUGUUAUGGUGUGAUCGGGGAGGAGACACGCUCACAAUGCAGCAUGCAUUUGUGACGGAGACGUCUGAUGCAGUGGUGACGUCACCACGUAACAAAUGGACUCCCCACCAAGUGACGUUUAAUUAAACUUGUACGAAACGUAGCCCUAAGUCCCUAUCUUAUAUACUACAUAUUAUUAUCAUUAUAAACAAUGCUAUUGUUGAUGUUUUAAACUAAGCACGUCUGCCCUUAUUAAUCCUAAAUAUUUAAAAGUAACUGUUUAUUUUCAAAGGCAAACUCCAUAUCAAAACGCUUAGGUGUUACAAAAUGUAGUCAAGUUUUGCUCGCAUUUUUUUAGUUGAUCAAGGUAAGGGCAGAUGGAUACAUAUAUUUACUUAUUUAAUGAAAUGUAUGUCAAAAUGUCACCGAGCCAUCUCUUCUCGUUCAGCGAAAAAGCAGUAUUUAAAGAAACUAGUAACUAAAAUUGUAUCGCAAUAGGUAAGGUUGAAAUUCGUGCACAAAAAAGUAUUUAAAGGAAGUUUUAAAAUGUAAGUAUUAAUUGGUAUUUGAAUUAAAAAGUCAUAGUAAUAAUAUAUAAAAGCAACACAGCGCAUUUUAUGAAUAAAUGUAACGAGCACAUACAUUACAUUAAUUUGAAAUCAUUUUAGGGAUAAUGCAUUGUUAACUUGGUACAUAUUAGACAAGAAAUUUAAAAAUGGCGGACAAAUUGUCAAUCUCACUCACACACAUAGUGAGAUUUGAAAGAGAAACAUUUCGGCAGCCAUUUUUAAAUACUCUGUCAAACUAAUACGUAUAUUCUUUUAUAAUAUUAUAGUGAUCAGUGUUUAUGUAACGAAAAAUGCUUUAUUAUAUACUGUAUGUUCGUACUGCCCAAAUAACUGUUGUAAUUCCAUUAUAUUCCAUAUUUGUUUUAGCGUAAGUUUAAGUUCCAGAAAUGUUGUCGAAAAUACCUACGUGUUUAUUUUUCUACGUCUUUUAAUUUCGUAUACAUUGUCAGAUAUGCCAUAUGGCUAUUUGGUAUGUUGAAGCUCGCUAGAUAUUGUAGUUAAUGCGUGAAGUAAUACGCAUGAUAAUCAUGACACCAAAAAGACAUUAUUUUGAGUUGAUUUAGGUACCAUAAUUUAUUUUCUUUUAAAUUAGCAGAUAAUAGUAAAACAAAUUGGUUUCAAACCUUUCGAUAAAUGCAAAGAGAUACCUAGUAAACGUUUAAUUUCUUCGUUAUAUUUUUAUUUUGAGACUGAAUUAUUAUCUUCCCUUUCCCAAUCAGUGUUGAGUAUACGGUACUUGAUGGGUUAACAAAUAUGAUAUUAUGGCCUAUUUUGUAUAUUAAGUGUUUGUAGAUAGUAUUAUGUCGAAAGGCAUGGUUUAAAGAACUUUGUAUGAACGGUAUUACAAUGUUAUAUUUACAUGAUAUAAUCUGUUAACAACGCCACCUGUCUGUGAAGAAACAUCGAGUAAGAGUCACUGUAAAGAAAAGUCGUUCAAUUGUAGACUUUGUUAUAGAAUCUGUAAAGCUUGGGUUAUUUUGUUACUUACCAUUGAUUUAUAUAUUUAUUUUCUCGAGGCUACCUGUACCAAUUAAUUCGUUUCAUAUUAGUAUUCUGCCUAUAUUAAAUGUAGUUUGUAUUCAAUAUAAAUAUUGUUUCAAGGAAUUGUCAUUUAAGGUAAUGUAUGUACUUCGUAAAAUAUAAACAUUCAUGAGUGACCUAAGGAAUGUAUGAAUGAAAAGAAGUAGGUUACAGGUCUUUUUUUGUUUUCGAUCGCUCUCAGCAAUGUUUGUGCUUGGCAUGGAUAUAAUAAUGUACACAAUAAUACACACAGUUAUAAGUGUUGUGGUUACGGGUCACUUUAGGAAAGAUACUCUUUUUUAAUAUGAAGUUACGGAGAGCUGUCAUGCAUUCUGUAUGUUUAGCGCAACGAGAUAGAGACACAGUUAUGAAUACGUUGUUUUGCUAACCACUACUCUAUCUGGCCCUGUAGCACAGAGCGCUAAUAAGAUGUGACAAAAGUUCUGUGUCGUGCUCACUCUUGAGGCUGCACGAUGUCGGUGACAGCGAUUCAAAACUUUUGUCACGUCUUAAAUGUGCCCCGUACUAGCCCUUCUGGUUGUAUUGAACAUAUCGAUUCCAUGACAGCACUACGAUACUUUUUCCUAAAGCAUGAAUAGCAUGACUAGUCAACCUGUGCACGGACCAUCGGAGCAGGUUUUGUCAGCUAUUUUAAUCACAAACAUUACUGAGUGUGAUUAUAAAUUAUUUACCUACAAAAUACACACUGUAAAGCUUUUCAUUGUGGUUUUCUCGCACGUAUUUUACCCUAACCGAUAUAUUUGCACCCAGAAAGUGGGGCAAACAUUUCCUACGGAUUUGCGUUAGUUUUUAAAAACAAAAUCAUCAUAACUAUGCAUAAGUAUAUUUAAUUCUUAUAAUAGUCAAUAUGCUAAGAUGUAAUAAGUACGUAAGUUUUUAUUACAAUAAUGAUAUAUGCCAUUUUAAUUAGAUUCCCGUGAUGUGCGCAAGGAUCAAGACUGUUUGAUCGCUGCGCAUGGCGCGGGCAAGUAUCAAGUCCAUUAGGGGAAUGAUGGAAAGAAUUUUGAUAUUUUACUAUGAAGGUAACAAAAAAUCUAUAGAUCCUAAAUCUAGUAUUUUUAUUUUGUCCUAAACUAAAUUUAAACUCGGAUCUCAACGGAAUUAGGAACACGCCUAGAACUUCCCCUAAUGAUUUCAAUGCAAUUUUCUUUAUAAAAAUACGUAAUCCAUUGUAAAUAUUGUAAAUUUUUCAUUUUGUAUUUGGGUAAUAAUUUAUUUAUUAAAAUAUUUUUUAUUGAAGAGUGUUUUAAAGCUAUAUUUUAUUUUGUUGAUGCAAUUUAAUAUUGCGUUUUACUGCGUCUGACAUUUGUUUGUUUUUUCUUAAAAAUAUUUUUGUACUCGAGAUGUGCCAUUUUAUACUUUGGUUUUUUGAUGAUUUAUAAUUUGUAAAGAACGGGGUUUUUAGUUGUCAUUUUAUCCAAAAUUCUUUGAUGUAGGUUCUCGAAUGUACGUUCUAAGUAGAUUCAAUGUAUGCUUGCUUCCCGAGGACCGCGACGCCUGCCCCGCGGUUAUAUUAAAAUGAUAGUUAUGGUAUGUGGAAAUAAGGGCUAUUAUAGCUUGGGCGUCACCUGGCGUGGCAGAUAGAAUGUGUAAAUCGACAUCACGAAAAAUGAUGUGUUUCCGAAUAAUCUUCCCUAGUUUUUUUACCGUGUCUUGUAGAAGUGGUUUUCUCGUCGGUAGCGUAUACAAAUUGUUCGCGAGGAUCAAGAUUAGUUAGAGCUAGCUGUAGGAUGUGAUCGAUGUUGUGAUAAAAGUAUUAAUAUUGUGCGGUUUGGGCGUCGCGGCCGUCGCGGAGGUCUCCAUUUUGCUAUGCGCGUUCAAUUAUACUGUAAAACACAGAUCAAAGGAAUGUGUCAUAUUUUAUAAUAAAUAACCAUCUAUGUAA